UAGUGCCAAAUCUAUUUCAUUUUCAAGUGAGCAGCAAGUCUUUGCAAAUUUACUAAUUUAUUUAAACUUUAUUUCGUCGUGUGGUCUAGUAUGAAAACAUCAAAUACCUUAAUGCUCUUGGGAGUCCUGUGCACCUUAAUUUUAGAGUGCAAACUGUCUUCAACGGCAGAACCAGAUUCAAGUACAACUUCGAUAGUUUCAAGUGGGAGUCAUACUACAACGGCAAGCUCACAUACGGAGGCAGAUGCAAAAGCAGAUAAUAAUAAGAAAACUUCUCCGAAUAUUAAUUCAACCGAAAAGCCACCGUCUGCAGAAGCAUACCCUUCAACUACUUCGAGUAAUAAAGUGGGUAACCCGGAAAAAAAUCCAACAACGCCAUUAAGCUAUGAACAGUGGAAGGAGGAGAAUGAGAAAAGACUCAAUGAAAAAUAUGAUGACAAACGAAGAGAGGAUCGAGAUAGAGACAACAACGAUUUACUACGGAAUAUCCAGAGCGCUCUCGCUAGACCUGAUUUAACUGCGGCCAAAAAGGCAGAACUCGAUUUCGUCAGCAAUUUGUUGAAGAAAGCUGCUCUAGCCAAUGAUCCAAUUGUUAAGAAAGCUGCCCACGACGAGGCACUCGGUGUACUGACUAGCGUUUUGUCUCCGUGAAUAUGUUGUAGCUGUACGCGAGCAGAAGCCAGUUUGUGCCGUUGUUUAUAUACAGAUCUGCACUUUAUUGUCAAUUGGAUCGAACACUUGUGUAUUAGAUCUAAGCCGAAAUUUCUUAAAUAAUAUAGUCAUUUAUAACGGGCAAUCGAAGAUAUGGGGUCAUGGGGCCACAACA
This is a messenger RNA of Zeugodacus cucurbitae (melon fly), 826 nucleotides long. RefSeq lists its product as uncharacterized. Lineage: Eukaryota; Metazoa; Arthropoda; Insecta; Diptera; Tephritidae. The transcript is spliced from 2 exons. Bases 91 to 651 code for a protein of 186 amino acids. The record is from RefSeq and is a predicted model, not a curated record.